This is a messenger RNA of Mytilus trossulus (common blue mussel), 709 nucleotides long. RefSeq names its product protein psiD-like. Bases 218 to 709 code for a protein of 163 amino acids. NCBI's taxonomy places the organism in Eukaryota, Metazoa, Mollusca, Bivalvia, Mytilida, Mytilidae. The transcript has 3 exons. The record is from RefSeq and is a predicted model, not a curated record.
GGACAAAUAUGACAUGCAACAAAUUUUGUAAAAUAGAUUCCAUGGAUAAGGUGACAAGGUCUUAAGCAGAAAUUACUAGAACAGCUCAUAGUAAUAGGUUUCACAGCACAUCUGAUCAGGGUUUUGAGAUGGCCAUAUCAUCAGUUAUACAGUACCUAGGUGAUCUGCAAGACACCCAACAACAAGAGAAAAAGUUAGAUACCGCCUUAAAAAGAGAAUGUACAACCAACAGGGUUAUGAAAAAAUAAAAAAUCUUGCACAAAUGAAUGGGGUGAGUGUAAAGAAAUGCCAAUCUGCAGCUGUGAAGCGUGGUCUACCGUUUAUAAAUGAGCCAGCAACAAAACAAACCAAAAACACAGAAAACUCACCUGUGUCAACUUCAGUUUCUCCUAUCAACACACCUAUUGUGUCUCCUGCUGCCACACCUAUUGUGUCUCCUGACGUCACACCUAUUGUGUCUCCUACCGUCACACCAAGUAUUUCUCCUGCCGUCACUCCUAUUAUUUCUCCAGCCGUCACACCUAUUGUCUCUCCUGCCAUCACACCAGUUGCUUCUCCGACUCCGUCUAGAUCUUCAUCAGUCACCAUGUCCUCAGGGUCACCAAAGAUAACCGAGAAGGUAUUCAAAACAGCUAAUGGUGUCACGUUUACAUCAAAGAUGUUGUUUGUAUCGCAAAUUCAAAAACACACUGUGACUAUGCUGAAGUAA